UGGGGAAAGGAAGAGCUCCGUGUUGUGAUAAAGACAAAGUGAAGAGAGGUCCAUGGAGUCCCCAAGAGGACUUGAGGCUUAUCACUUUUAUUCAGAAACAUGGCCAUGAAAACUGGAGAGCUCUCCCUAAACAAGCUGGUUUGUCUUUUCUCUCUCUCUCUGUGAAAAAAUCAACAUUUUUUUUCUGAUUCUCUUCUGCUUGUUGAAUUAACCAAUGGAAUUCAUAUUUGUUUCAAUACUGCCAACAAAAUUUUAAACUCCUAACUCAGGUUUCUUCAAUGGUCAUCAGACUCAUCACCUAUUGCUCUGUUCUGCUUUCUCUUCACAUUCUCACUUUUGUUGGUCUUUCAACCAAGUUUACAAACCACCCUUUUGUUCAAUUCUCUCAAUUUUCCAUAUGAACAAAGAAGGUUGCAGAUUAAUCUGCAAAGCUUUUGCUGUUUUGUCUGAAAAAGUUGUGGGCACUCUGGCUGGUUACUGUUUUUCCAGGAAAUGAUUUGAUGGCAAAUCUGCAAUGAAGUAAUUGUUCAAAUCCCAAUUUCUUAUCAAUUGUUAACCUUAGUAUUUAAAAAGAUUGUGAUACAGUGAAAUGUUUCUUUGUAAAAAAAAAGCUCAGAAUCACCCCAUUUAACAAUAUGAGCAUACAUGUAAUGCAUGCAUGCAUGCCAUUAUGCGAACCACUUAAAUUAAUUCAUCAAUAUUAGUUGAAAGAAAUGUUUGGAUUUGUUUUGGUAAGAACUAUGAAGUUUGGUUUUGACAUAAUUUUUAUAUAUUUUUCUAAAUUUCCUUUUGUUGUUGGUGUUUGGCCAAUUUUGUUGAAAUGACACGGUCAAUGCAGGAAUAUACUUUUCCUUUGUUUUUUAAUGUUCCACCUAAAAUAUAGUGGCAGCUUAACAAAUAACAAUUGAGUGUCAAAAUCAGAUUUUCACAAGGCCACUACUUGCUAAUUCUUUCUUCCAUUUUGUUUUACAUUCAAAAGUUGAAGAAUUACUGAACCAAGAACUUAGCCGAAUUGGUUCAUGAAGUCCCCCUUAAAAGGGCUACUGAGAUGUGGAAAGAGUUGCCGUUUAAGAUGGAUUAAUUACCUGAGACCAGAUGUCAAAAGAGGGAACUUCAGCAAAGAGGAAGAAGAAACUAUAAUAAGAUUACAUGAGACUUUGGGAAAUAAGUGGUCCAAAAUUGCAUCACAUUUACCAGGAAGAACCGACAAUGAGAUAAAGAAUAUGUGGAACACUCAUUUGAAAAAGAGAUUGGCUCCAAAGAAUGGGAAGAUUCCUCAAAAUGAUGAAUCCAAAGAAACUUGUAUGGUCUCAUCAUCAUGCUCUUCUAUUACAUUUGUGUCAUCACCAUGUGGCAAAAGAAACUUAGAGGUUGAACUUGAGCAACAAUGGCAUGAAGGGUCUCCAAGCAAAAAGCCCAGAGAGGGAUUUCCUGUAUCAGACAAAGCAGAAGACUACAAAACUGAGGUACCAAGCCAUAACAGCCGCCCAUUUGAGGAACCAAAAGAGUUUCCAAGUUCAUCAAUCUCUUCCAGCAACUCCAACAUCACCAAUUCCAGUCAGGUUAAUGUUCCAAACCCAGAAAAUCAUGGAGAUUCACUGUUAAACUUCGUUGGAGUUUGUGAUUGGAAGAACAACACAUCAGAGGAAGUGAACAAACCAGAGAUCCUAAAUACUGCAUUUGAUAUCCCAUUGGAGUCUGAUUCAGACUUUUGGGACAUGUUGGAUAGCUUAGGAUCAUUCCAGCCUGAUGAGAUCCAAUCAAAUGAAGUUGAAGGCAACCAGAGCCCAGAUUUUGGAGAAGAAUACAGCAAAGAAAAUGAAAAUAACAAGUGGUUGCAGUACUUGGAAAUUGAACUUGGUCUGGAAGUAACCAAAAAUGAAAACCAUAACAAUUUGUCAAACACCGCUGCUGAGCCACUGGUUCCUGAGAUGUAUGACAUGCUACUGAAGCCAUAAGCUGAUAUGGGAAUAAGUCAUUAUCACAUUCUGAAUCAAAUUCAAAACUGUAGUUUGACUAUACCUUUGUUAUAAAUUUAGUAGGCUUUCCUAACUUGAUCCAUUAAAUUAGGUCUUUUAGAUGUAUGAUUGAUGAAACUUUAAAAAUAUAUAUUCAUCUCAUCUUUUAUCGUUC
Molecule: messenger RNA, 2133 nt
Organism: Gossypium raimondii (Peruvian cotton)
Lineage: Eukaryota; Viridiplantae; Streptophyta; Magnoliopsida; Malvales; Malvaceae
Product: transcription factor MYB63
Exons: 3
Coding region: 1020-1958 (312 amino acids)
Source: RefSeq, a predicted model, not a curated record